UCCAUUCCUCAUUAUCAACACUACCAUUUAGAGCAAUAGGAGAAGAACCAGACAUCGCGCGAUAUACAUGAAAAAAUAUACAAGAAAUUUAUAAUUAAUAAAAUAAUUCUACAACUGAUGAGAAAAUUAUAAAAAAGGCGGUGGGAAAAAGGGAGACAAUAUAAUAAUGCCAGCAACAGGAGGAACCCGACCGAAAGGUCUCCACAUAAAACACCUGACCGAGAUGGAGCGCUUCCGCGUCCGGACGCUGUACUACGACGCCGGCAUGAGCAAGCCGCGCAUCAAGCAGGUCACCGGCUACUCCACCAGCCAGAUCCGCACCGCCAUCCACGCCCAAACCGCCGCCGUCGCCCCGCGCUCGGGGAGGCCGAAAAGAGGUAAAGAUCCCUACAGUACUACUAUUGUAGUAUCAUCUAGAUAGGGGUAGAUAGAUAGAGGUAAGCUAAUCACACCAGUAGGAUCCGACGGCCAAACGCCCACGAAGAAGCAGGCAGAUAACGCUGGUCCCUCCUCGCAGAGCUCAGCCGGGGGUGAAUCUACCGCGGCACAGGAGAAUAACAGUAACAACACUCCUGUUGCGCACCCCUUACUCGACAUAUCCAUGCACGCUCUUCAAGAAGCGUCGCAGCAGCAGCUUUCUCCCUUGUUCACAGCCAGCCCAUCAUCCCCCUCUCCUUCCGCCGAUCCGUCUACCUCCUCUUCCUAAUCACUGCCUUUCCUUCCUUUGUUUAUGGCUUACGACACGAGAUUGUAUAUCUCAGGGGCGGUUUUAUUAUGGAAGUACCUGUGCUGUUGAAUUAGGUACAGGGGAAUGUGCCGUCACGGAUAGUUUUGUGUAUUGUUAGAAUCCGAGAGCAAGCGUAAAGGACCUACUGUGUCUGUCAGGUUCCACAAUCUUCCUGUCUUUUGGUCAAGAGUACGAUUGAAUUAAGUCUGAGAGUAUACCCCUGAUCUUAACGGCGAACAGUAUCUAAUGCAUGGCAAGCCGGAAUUUACAGGACGAAAUAACGCCUGUGGUUGACUUACCUGUAGUAAGAAUACCUAAUACUCUACGUCACAAGUUUAAUUAGUCGGACCAACCAAAAGUUUCAUGAUCAUCGUUUUCAUUUCUCAUUGAGUGAUUCAGACAAUAUGCC
This is a messenger RNA of Annulohypoxylon truncatum, 1136 nucleotides long. RefSeq lists its product as uncharacterized. The transcript has a single exon. Bases 167 to 421 code for a protein of 84 amino acids. The record is from RefSeq and is a predicted model, not a curated record. NCBI's taxonomy places the organism in Eukaryota, Fungi, Ascomycota, Sordariomycetes, Xylariales, Hypoxylaceae.